Messenger RNA from Acanthochromis polyacanthus (spiny chromis), 1728 nucleotides. RefSeq lists its product as uncharacterized. The record is from RefSeq and is a predicted model, not a curated record. The transcript is spliced from 10 exons. Lineage: Eukaryota; Metazoa; Chordata; Actinopteri; Pomacentridae. Bases 1 to 1728 code for a protein of 575 amino acids.
AUGCUGGAUGUGUUGAUCAUAGGAGGCGGUCCUCACGCCCUGACCCUGGCUAGCCUGCUGUCCAGGCCUGACCCCGACCCAAACUCAGACCCUAGUCAGGACUCACCCGUCUCACCCGUCUCCCUUUUUAACCCAACGAGUUCUCAGCCAAACCCAGAAACAACCGGCAACAAACGCUGGAGCGGGAAGAAGAAAAAGAGGGUCACAGCUGGUCAGAUGCUGGAGGAGAAAUUGGCAAAAUCAGCCACAUCAGAGAGGAUGAUCUUUCCUCCGCUGAGUGUCCUAGCGGUGGACAGUUAUGGAGAGUGGACGACUCUAUGGGAGAGUCAGUUCACUGCUCUGAACAUCCCUCAUCUGCGCUCACACACUCUGGUGCACACAGAUCCUCUCAAUAAGAAAGCACUUCAGGAAUUUGUCUUAAAGCACGAACGCUCAGCAGAACUGCACAGUCUCCCAGAUCAGAUCUACAUUCUGGACGAAAACGCAUUUUUUAACGACAUGCGUCUCGGCAAGAAGGAGAGGAAACGUUUGAACAUCACGUCAACGAUGAAGAAGAGUUUAUCCUUCAGCCUGCCAGGAACCAAACUGAGCGUCGAUUUCUUUAAGGAGCAGGUGGAGAGAUACCAGCUGGAUAAAACGCUGGUGAAGGGAACAGUGGAGCGCAUCAUUCCUGUGACUGACGAUAGGAAAGAGAUGGAAGACGUGAAGUACUUUCAAGUCCAACUCCAAGAAGGCGAUAUCCUAAAUGCCCGACAGGUCGUUAUGGCAACAGGCCCGACCCGUGCCCAAAUGGCAAACAUCCCUUCAUGGGUGCAAAGCAUUGGAGAGAGCUAUCCAGAGGAGCGUUUGCAGCACACAGUUCAUCUCAUGCACCGUCUGCCAAACUGGAAGCAAAAAGUUCCCGAAAAUUGUCAAAGACAGAAAGAAAUUUUCCACACUCAAGUGUGUGAGGCUGGACAGAGGGUGAUGGUCGUUGGUGGAGGUCUGACCAGCGCUCAUGUCGUCUCCAUCGCCCUGCAGCAAGGUGCCAGCCACGUGACAUGGGUCAUGAGGAAGCACCUUCAGCUGAAGCAGUUUGACGUGGGCGAUGUGGAGAGCCUGGUGGGCCGGUACUCCCACGUGGAGCACGGCAUCAAGAUGGACGGCCAGGCCUACCUACGGCAGUUCUACAAUGAACGGAGUUUCCACAAACGGCUGGCUAUGAUUCGCCAGGCGAGGAAAGGAGGCGCCGUCACCCCAGAGGCCUACAUCCACCUGCAGCCGUUCAUCCUGAAUGGACAGGUGGACGUGAAGACAUACUGUCAGGUGAGUGAAGCCAGCUGGUGCUACAGGAAUCAGGCCUGGAGUCUUUCUCUCAGUACUGGGGGCCACUGGACUGGAGAUAUGAUCUGGCUCGCCACCGGCUGUAAGCUCGACGUCAGACAGGACCCGCUGCUUUCUGAGGUGAUGAAAGAAUUCCCGGUUCAAGUGAUAGAUGGAUGGCCGUGCAUAUCAGAAAGUUUACAGUGGACAGAGGGCUGCCCGCUCUAUCUGAUGGGGCAGUACACCGCUCUGCAGGUUGGACCUCAUGCAGUCAACCUGGCUGGUGGUCAGGCUGCCAGCAGGCGGAUCGCCAAAGACAUCAUGUGGCGUCAUCAGCAGGACAAUGAACAGGCUUCUGAAGGGAGCGGAGAGAAAUCAACGACUGAAGAAUAUAUUGAACAGAUGCGAGGCUUGUUGUGGCUUUAA